This is a messenger RNA of Seminavis robusta, 2242 nucleotides long. Lineage: Eukaryota; Bacillariophyta; Bacillariophyceae; Naviculales; Naviculaceae. The record is from the annotation of a GenBank genome assembly.
CAGGUGUGUGUGCUUGUGUGCUUUGUGCGGAACAGCGCUUGGUUGACGCGCUUUUGACGCAACAACUCCGAAGCACAAUGCGAGAAAGCAUCUCUUCUCGCAUGAUCUAGCCAUAAACUGUCUGUUGCUGGUCUAUUUCCCUGUUGUUGUUGGUGCUCUAUUGGAAGUGUGACGGUAUUCUAAGCAGAUCGAUUGCCUCUACCGCAUUCAUUGCUCAAUUGCCUCUGUGUCUGACUGCCGCAGUAGUUUUUGCACCGGUAUUGGCUGGGUCAGCCUGAUCUACAGCAUCAUCACAUCAGCAAUCACAACGCGGCUCUUGUAGCUCAUCACUCAUCACAAUUUCAAACGAUCCACCUAGUGAGAAGAGAAGAGUUCAGUACUAUGAAGAUCUUUUCUCGCAGCCAUCGAUCCGCGCUCAAGACGGUGGAAGACCAUGGCAAGGAUUCGUCGUUGCAAGUGACGGCCUUGGUGGACAAGACCCGACGAGCCUCGCGGUUGCUACAAGAAGAACCCCCCAGUGAGAAUCUGGCUCACUUUCAUCGGGAGGAAAUCUCGUUGGGUUCCGUGUUGCGAACGGGAGAGUUUAGUACCACCUAUCAGGUGACGCAGUUGCCCUACUAUGCUUCCGCCGAACCAGCGCCGUUGGGCGAUGCCUCCUUGACGGUGCGAUCCAGCAUUACUGCCUUGUCGUUGCAGAGGCGGCGGAACCAUGAAGACGAGCAACGACGUGUGGUGUGUGGCCAGAGUCCGCAGCAGUAUUCCUUCAAACACUUGAAUCGCAAAUUGAUCAAACAGUAUCACAAGCAACAACAACGGAGCAACAGCACGCGGCAGUUUGAUGUGGCAGCCACAACCCUGGUAUUGGAGGCACAGUACUUGGCCCGUUUGGAUCACGAGAACAUUGUGGCAUUGCGCGGCGUGCCCAUGGGAGAGGACUACACCAGACGAAUACACGAAGAAUUCUUUCUCCUCACGGACCGGAUUGUGGAAACGCUGGCGGAUCGAAUGGAUCGGUGGAGAGCGCAGGAAGCAAACAGAGCGUUGCGACUCGACACGGCGAGUCCCGCUUUUUUAAAGAAACUGGACAUUGCCAGGGGAAUCUUGAGUGCACUGGACUAUCUACAAACUGAACACAACAUGGUGGUCUUGAACUUGAACCCCAAUUCGAUUGGAUUCAAUGCCGAAGGGACUGUCCAGCUCUUUGAUUUGGGACACUGUCGAGAAGUCGUAACGUGGAAUGAUCCACCAAGAGGAGAUGUGUCACAAGACGAGCAGAGCAACAUCAACCGCGCCGUUAGCGAUGACGAAGUUUCCGUCGACGACAUCUCGGUCAUGCUCGGAAGUCCCGUCGAGACAGCAGCCGCUCCUGCCGCCGCAACACAGCCCGAAGCAAGUGGUACUUCUCAAAUGGGGAAUCAUCGCAAGGUGUUGAUGACUGCGACCACGCGAGCGGGUGUGGUUCCAAGAUAUAUGGCUCCCGAGCUGGUCACUCGGGGUACCUUUCGGCUCCAAAGUGAUUCCUAUUCCUUUGCCCUGAUACUCUUUGAAAUGUUGACACUUUCCAAACCCUUUGCCACACUCAAACCUGGACAACACUUGAUCCAGGUCUGCAUUCAAGGCAAACGACCCAACUUGACGCUGUACCAGUUCCCCACUGCACUCGACAACCUCUUGCAAAAGGGCUGGAAACACAAUUACAGCAAACGAUUAAAGGUCUCCGUCAUGAAGCAAGUCAUGGCCAACAUGACCUUUCGAAGAGAGUCGACGCGAACGCGCAAGAGCAAGGACCCAACCAAACGCAGUCGGCAGAGCAAGGAUGCAUCCAAGUCUUCCCCCAACAAGAAACCAGAGACGGAGCGCAAACUCCGACGCGGUAGAAAACCCGUGGACAAGCCGCUGCCCGAGCGACAAUCGUCCAAGUCGCUGUCUCCUAGAAGGGAUCGAAAGGCACGGGCAACCCUGCGUCGUCAGAGCGAAGGCAAUCUCUUGUCCAUGGUGUCCCCCACGGCGCGCAAAAAGUCAGUUCAAAUGGCCACCGGCAGAAAACACAAGCACGUUGUCAAUGCAUUAGACUAGGUACCGCACUGUAGCUAAGCUUGCUCUAGCUAGCUACUGCCAGCUAAAUAGCAAUACUUUUCUAAUUCGGCAUGAUACUACCUUGCAUACACGGUAGCUGUAAAAGACGGGUGCCCCGACUGCCUAAAGCGCACCCGUAGCAAGCCGUGAAACAUGGGCAGCCAGG